Molecule: messenger RNA, 1134 nt
Organism: Botrytis porri
Lineage: Eukaryota; Fungi; Ascomycota; Leotiomycetes; Helotiales; Sclerotiniaceae
Exons: 3
Coding region: 1-1134 (377 amino acids)
Source: RefSeq, a predicted model, not a curated record
AUGACAAACAUAGCGCAAAUAUACCGACCUCUCUUCGGGUCCAAAAAGAAUAAGAAUCAAGGACUUAGAGUUGACACGAAUGUCGUUUACUCAACGCCUACGGAUGUCAUGACACCUCCAUCCUCCGGCGCUCUGUCGGAUUCUGCCAUGUCGACUACAAAUUAUCACACAAUGAGAGGCAAUACCAAUACGAUUACACCGCCUGAAUCACCGGUGUCGCCCAUGAAUCCUAACCAAGAAUAUCGGCGAAACCCUCAACCAGAUAUGAGAGUGAUAGUGGAGGGUGCAGAUAUUUCAAGUCCGGGUUCAGCAGAGUUUAUCGAACACGUGAGUGAGAUUAUUGAAGACGAAGAGAUGGGUACGACCGAGAAUUGUGCGGAGAAUCUCGCAGAAGACGUUCGCCCGGUUAGAAGUGAAAAGAGGAUGAGCUUUUGGAGGUUUAAGGGGAAAGGAAAUCAAAGGGAGACGGACGAGGUGACGCCUCCGGUAAGUGGGGGUGUGAUUGAUAGCUCCAACCCUCGUGCGUCUGAUGGAUCAAUUGGCGUUAAAGUUGGGCCUAGUGGUGGAUUUCCAUGGUUUAAACGAAAGGGGAGCAGAAAGGGGCAGGAGAAAGAGAAGGCGAAGGCAAAACAAAAGGAAGAAAGUGAAGAAAUUGUUGAGACGUCACCAACUACACCUGUGUUCAAUUCGCCUUCCUGGGGUUCAAAAUCGACGAGCAAUGGAAAAUGGAAGGGCAAAGAGAUUGGGAACGAGGGAGAUAGGAGGAGAAAUAGGAGUGAGGGCGAGGUUGCACUAUUAAAAGAGGUAAGAGAAGGGGAAGAGGAAGACAAAAAGGGAAAAGGCAGAAGGUGGACACUACCUCGGAUUGGAAGAAAGAGUGUUAUAGACGCGCAGAAAAAGGAGAGUCCAUCGGAACGGUUGGAGAGAGAGCGGCUGGAGAGAGAACGGGAAGAACGGAACAUCGCUAAUAGGGCAAAAUAUCCCGAUGGUGUUCUUGAUUGUUGUAAAGACGAAUUCAAUGAUCAAGGACAAUGCGCUGAAGGCCAAAUGAAUGAGUUUAUGUUAACUGCUAAGAAUCUCAAGGCCGAAGCCAAGGCCAGGAAACAAAGUGUCACUGCUCGAGUAAGACCCUAG